Aspergillus nidulans FGSC A4 is the source of this 867-nucleotide messenger RNA. RefSeq lists its product as uncharacterized. NCBI's taxonomy places the organism in Eukaryota, Fungi, Ascomycota, Eurotiomycetes, Eurotiales, Aspergillaceae. The coding region runs from base 1 to 867 and encodes 288 amino acids. The transcript is spliced from 5 exons. The record is from RefSeq and is a predicted model, not a curated record.
AUGACAGAAAACCCAUACCUGCAUCCAGGCUUCGCCGGUUUCAAGCCCCGGCCAAGCCAUCAGCGACUGGCUCUCUGCGUCUUCUUGGGCGCCCUGCUUCAUACCGCCGCCGUUAACUCAUUCAAUGGCUUCGACCUAUGGGAACAAAAGACAACGGCGAUAUGUUCGAGCUCAUUGUUGCUAUACCGCACGCCCCCUGUUACGUGCCUUGCUCUUACCCCCUAUCCUAAGCAACGUGCCUUGCUCUUACCUAUAUCCAACGGGGUUAAAAGCUCCCCGCCUAACAUCAAUGAGAGAUCAUUCUCAUCCUCCCCAAGAUUUCGCCAUAAGGCCUUUGAUACCCCCGCUGACGAGAGACAGGUGCCGGCGUGGGUCAUUUCCAUGACGGAGGUUGAGGUCACAGCCAGCAACGAAGUCAAAACGAGAUCCCGGUCGUACACCAUCAAGGGAACGCCCAUUGUAGCCCUCACCAGAGAAGUUGGAGAUGUCGGAGACUCAGAUGCAUAUAUAUCUUCAUUCACGUACCACCUGUAUACCCACCCAGAUGACCACGACGCACGAUUCGAGGACCGUCUUGUCACUGGCAUUGCCGUAAAGAUGGUCACGUAUCGGGCGUGCUACUCGGACGACGAGCACGAUUUCUUUGGUGAUUACCUCGACUGGGAUCAGGUACAUUUGUGGAGCCCCCCCUAUGAGCCGUUCCUGCUCUUGUCUAUCAUCUACACUGAUGCCUUUUGGUUGGUUCGCUGCGAGGCAUGCGGAAAUCAGGAGAGAGCAAGCAGCAGUCUAAAAGCAGACGCAGGGCCAGCUCAAGUUUCUCGCCAGAUCCUACCAGAAACAACGCGCAGUAUGGGCCGGCUGGCUUAG